This is a messenger RNA of Dictyostelium purpureum, 840 nucleotides long. RefSeq lists its product as uncharacterized. Lineage: Eukaryota; Evosea; Eumycetozoa; Dictyosteliales; Dictyosteliaceae. The transcript is spliced from 4 exons. Gene Ontology annotation, biological process: proteasome-mediated ubiquitin-dependent protein catabolic process. The coding region runs from base 1 to 663 and encodes 220 amino acids. Gene Ontology annotation, molecular function: protein binding. Gene Ontology annotation, cellular component: cytoplasm; nucleus. The record is from RefSeq and is a predicted model, not a curated record.
AUGAAUAAAAAAGUGAUUUCUAAAAAAGAAUGGGAAGAAAAAUUAUCAGAGGUUAAUAUAUCGAAACAAGAUUUAAAUAAGUUGGUUAUGAACUUUUUAGUAAUAGAAGGUUAUCAAGAAGCAGCUGCUAAAUUUCAAGAAGAAUCAGGGACUUCAUCAAUAGUGGAUUUAAAUUCUAUAGCUGAUAGAAUGGCAAUAAGAUCAGCAAUUCAAAGUGGAGAUGUGGAAAAAGGUAUUGAAAUAGUUAAUGAUUUAAAUCCAGAGAUUUUAGAUACAAACCCACAACUAUAUUUUCAUUUACAGCAACAAAAGCUUAUUGAGUUAAUUAGAAAAGGUCAAAUUUCAGAAGCACUAAAAUUUGCACAGGAAGAAUUAGCGUCACAAGGUGAAGAAAAUGAAAAAUUUUUAGAAGAGCUUGAAAAAACAAUAUCUCUGUUAGCUUUUGAAGAUACCUCAAAAUCACCCAUUGCUUCAUUAUUAGAUCAUUCUCAAAGACAAAAAACGGCUGGUGAACUAAAUGCAGCAAUUUUAACAAGUCAAUCCCAAGAUAAAGAUCCAAAGUUACCAACAAUUAUUAAACUUUUAAAAUGGGCACAAACUCAACUAGAUUCCAAAUGUCAAUAUCCUCGUAUUAAAAAUUUUGUAAAUGGAGAAUUUGAAUAACAAAUAAAUAAUAAUAUAAAUAAUAAUAAAUAAUAAUAAAACAAAUUAUUAUGAUAAUCACAAAUUAUGAUAUAUAAUAUAAAGAUACCAAUUUUUAAGGAUAAGAAAAAGAAAUGGUCCUGAAAAAACUUAAUACUAACUCUGGAAUUAAAAAUAAAUCAAAAACACAUUUUUUAG